Tigriopus californicus is the source of this 1929-nucleotide messenger RNA. It is a transcript of the gene Herp, whose product is annotated as homocysteine-responsive endoplasmic reticulum-resident ubiquitin-like domain member 1 protein. The coding region runs from base 320 to 1603 and encodes 427 amino acids. Gene Ontology annotation, biological process: endoplasmic reticulum unfolded protein response. Lineage: Eukaryota; Metazoa; Arthropoda; Copepoda; Harpacticoida; Harpacticidae. The record is from RefSeq and is a predicted model, not a curated record. The transcript has 2 exons. Gene Ontology annotation, molecular function: protein binding.
GGAAUGAGGAUUCAAUCAAAGACUGUGUGUGCACAUAGACAGACUAUCCAGCAUCGAGUUCACUAACCAGUUGUCAAUUUCGUGUUCGUCGCCAUUCCUGCUAGGAGAGUGAUCAGGGUGGGUUAUUCCUUGAGGCGUGUUGGACCCGAAUCAUCCAUCCCGCAAGUCCUGGAGAGUGUCUUAAAAGUCCGAUUCUCGAGUUUCCAUUCCUCGGCUUCAUCGACGUUGCUCGAUUCUCCGGAGCGUUCCACCAGCGCAAUCAGGGUCCUGUACGUGCUGUAUCACUGUAUCGUUGAUUGGCGCCGUGCCAGGACCAGCCAUGGGUGAGCAUCCGGGAUCCGUGGUGCUCGUGGUUCGUUCGCCCAAUUUCGCUGACUCAGAUUUGAGCGUGUCCGCCUUCUGGGCCUGGGAUGUGCUCCGGGUCAAGCAGGCCAUCGCUGAGGCGUGUCCGGGCCAUCCUGAUCCGUCCGAGCAACGCCUCGUAUAUGCCGGCAAAUUGUUGCAAGACUGGCAAACCUUGGAGCAGGUGCUCCGAUUCGAUGAACACGCUUUGAAUUACACGCUCCACAUGGUGUGCCGCCCACCCGUCCCCAUUCAGACUUCACCCAUUCCCUUGGUGACCGACGUUGAAAGCAGGGAAGCCGCGGUCUCGACCAGCCCCCGCCGCUCUCUGGACACGCCUACUGUGCCCAUGCCUGGGGUUGAAGCCUCGGUGCCCCCCGUUCCCCCACACGCUUGGUCCGAGCUCUUUCAGGAGCAGAUGCACGCCCUGCAGAGCCAUAACCCGUCAGCCGAUCAGAUGAUCUGGUGGCAAACCGUGUGUACCCAAUACAUGAACCAAUACAUGCAUUAUAUGCAAGUGACGGGCGCCGCUCCGACUUCGUUUCCCACCCCCACUUGGCCGCCCGGUAAUGCCCAGGCGCCUCUCACCGGCCCUCAUAAUCCGUUCUUCCCCCAUAUGGAACCCGCCGCGGGCCAGCCCCAUCCUCCGACUGAGGGCCAUCUGGCAGGCCAUGCCGGAGGCGCCGGCUUGCCUGGACCGGCGCCCGGCGGCGCUGAUAUGCCCCAGGCUGCUCCGGAAGUAGCCAACGCUGGUCCGGGUGGCGCCAUCGGGGCUGUGGCCAAUAAUGAUGAAGGUCUGGGCCAAAGAGACGCCCUCGAUUGGCUGGAUCUGGCCACCCGAGCCAUUGUGAUGUUCAGCCUAAUCUACGGCUAUUCAUCGCCCAGUCGAAUUUUGAUCGUCAUGAUUUUUGCCGUUUUGGCUUAUUUGUGGAAUGUGGGGUUCUUCCGACCCCGAGCAUUACCCAUGGCCCCGAUCAAUGCCCAACCGGAUGAUAUUGUUCCCCCGCAAGUUGACCCGAAUAAUGAAGAAGCCGAAGCUGGAACCGAGGUGGUGAAUGAUGAAGCUAUCAUAACCAAUGCUACAGAGGAUCCCCCAAGGCAGGCCAACCCCGAGUCCAAUGUCGAGGGCGACGAAAGUGGCAGUCCACCUGAGGAGAAUGAUUUAGAGCUCACCGAAAGUCCGGAUCAUCUCGCCACUGCAUAUACCUUUUUGUCGACGUUUUUCACCUCUCUCUUACCAGAGCAAUAUCAAGACGCUUGAGCACAGGGAAAAGAAUGUCAUACUUGUCUGAAAUCUACCAACCCACUCGGAAGUGCUGUUAUUUCGAGAUAGUUUCGUGAAGCCUCCUCAGGAGGAGUGCACCCUACAUCUUCAAUUGACCGACAUUGGAUUCAUCUCAAAUUACAAAAAUGCAGAAUCGUCGGGAAAAAGAGCCGUUGUCUGUGAUCCAUACCAUAUAAAUUAUAAGCUAUUUUAUUUACGAAGAUGUAUGUAUGUGAAGAGGAAAUAUCUUCCGAGGACAAUUGAAAUCCAAUUUUGUGUAUGAAUAUGUUGAAACGAGUAUAAUAAAAUCACGUUUGAAUGAG